AUGGCAGAAACAAAGGAUGGUCGAUUGCACAAGCAUCCAAAGCAUUCAUUUGGUGAAACAAUUGAUAGAAUAUCAGAGUUGCCUGUGCAUAUAAUUCAUCACAUCUUCUCUAAAUUCAACCAAAAAGAGGCUGCCAAAACUUGUGUCUUGUCCAAGAGAUGGUACUAUUGUUGGACUUCUAGACCUAUUCUGGUAUUCUGUCAAUUACCAUAUAUGCCCCUGGAGAAGUUUGUCAAGUUGGUUGAUCAAUUCUUACAACCCCACCUUGAAGAAAACUUACAUCUUGAAGAAUUCAACCUUCAAUAUCCUCCGGAAUUGGCUUCGCAUCAUAUCGAUAGAUGGAUUGAUUUGGCAGUUAAACUUAAUGUCAAAGUGCUAAAAAUUGACACUUCGGAUGAUUCCGGUUCCCAUAAUUUACCUGAUGUUAUUUAUGCUGCUAAAAAGCUGACAACAUUGAAGCUAAGCAGAUGCAAGUUUGAAUUUGACAUUAGCACCACUAGCAUUAUAAGAUUCUGUUGUCUUAAGGAUCUUCACUUGAGUUAUGUCCAUAUCUCUGAACGCCAAUUACAAAGAGUAUUCGAUAGACGUCCGUUCAUCAGGAAUCUAAGCUUGUCUAAUUGCGAGGGAAUAAGCAAAUUACAUGUGAGGAAUCUAGAAGAAGUCGAGAUUCAAGCUCCAAAUUUAUUGGAAUUCAAUUUUGGGGGUGACAAAAUGGCCUUCUCAUCUAUGGAUCCUUCUUCCCUGGAAAGCGUCCAACUCAGUUUUUGGUUGUUUGAGACACCAAUAAUAAUUAAGUUUGGAAAUGUGGACAGUAGCUGGUGCACCAACCUUCAGCACUUUCUUCAAAAGUUCAACUAUUCUAAAGGUCUGAUAUUAGUAAUAUCUUGCUGCAGGACUCAAAUCAUCCUUAUUUAUGAAGAUCCAAGAGAAAUUAUUGUUCCCCCAUGUCCUAAUAUCGAAAUAUUCAUUGCACCUAUGCAGCGUGUUGAAUCAAUCAUAGACAGGUUAAUGUUCAGGCCUCCCAAGAUCAUAUCCGUACUUCCAUGCACAAAGAGUAAAGUACUCCAGGUGCUGCCUGAGAUAAAAGGGUGUCCAAAGAAGCGAAAAUCUGGUAAAGAUUGUUUGUCCAAUAUCGAGUGUUUUUAUUGUCAACGCGAAUUAAAAGAAGUCGGCAAUUUUAUGGACACAACCGAUGAGGAAAUGGCCUCUUGGUAUUCUUGGUUGAAAUCCACGCCUCUGAUUGACCAAGUGACUACCUUCACGUUCAAUUCUUAG
Lycium ferocissimum is the source of this 1275-nucleotide messenger RNA. Its product is annotated as F-box/FBD/LRR-repeat protein At5g53840-like. NCBI's taxonomy places the organism in Eukaryota, Viridiplantae, Streptophyta, Magnoliopsida, Solanales, Solanaceae. The coding region runs from base 1 to 1275 and encodes 424 amino acids. Gene Ontology annotation, molecular function: protein binding. The transcript is spliced from 4 exons. The record is from RefSeq and is a predicted model, not a curated record.